CAAUUUCAAGAGUGGAUAUGGUGUUGACUAUGUGAGCCCAUAAAACAAUACCACGUGUCAAGACUAAAGAGGAAUGCAUAGGCACAGAACUUGGAAAUACCACCCACCCACCCAUUCAGUUAUCCAUUUCCAAUUCCAUUUACACAAUAACACUGCUGCAACAACUAGUGUUUAGUUUUCUCCGCCAAUCAGAAUUCGUUAUUCCCCUGAAGAUGGCGUUACCGGUGGUGGUGGACGCAGAAUACCUCAAGCAGAUCGAAAAGGCUCGCCGCGAUCUCCGAGCACUCAUCGCCAACAGAAACUGCGCUCCUCUCAUGCUUCGUUUAGCUUGGCACGAUGCGGGCACUUACGAUGCAACCUCCAAGACCGGUGGACCUAACGGUUCUAUCCGGAACGAGGAAGAGUAUUCUCACGGCGCUAACAAUGGUUUGAAGAAAGCUAUUGAUUUCUGUGAGGAAGUGAAGGCAAACCAUCCUAAAAUUUCAUAUGCAGACCUUUAUCAGCUUGCAGGUGUUGUUGCAGUUGAGGUUACUGGGGGUCCUACAGUCAACUUCGUUCCUGGAAGAAGGGAUUCAAAAAUAUGUACAAGAGAUGGGCGGCUUCCCGAUGCUAAAAAAGGUGAGUCACAUCUCCGUGAUAUCUUUUAUCGUAUGGGCUUGACUGACAAGGAUAUUGUUGCGCUGUCUGGGGCACAUACACUGGGAAGAGCACAUCCAGAGAGAUCAGGGUUUGAUGGCGCUUGGACAGAGGACCCUCUGAAGUUUGAUAACUCAUACUUUGAGAUACUUUUGGAAGAAGAUUCUGCAGGGCUGCUUAAACUUCCAACGGACAGGGCUUUAGUGGAUGAUAAUGAAUUUCGCCAUUAUGUUGAGCUGUAUGCGAAGGACGAGGAUGCAUUUUUUCGAGAUUAUGCUGAAUCACAUAAGAAACUUUCAGAGCUUGGCUUUGUGCCAAGUUCAAAGGUGAAUGCUCCUAAGGAUGCGACCGUACUAGCACAAAGUGCUGUUGGAGUUGUAGUUGCCGCUGCAGUGGUUAUCCUCGCUUACUUGUCUGAACAUUCCAAAAGAGGGAAGUAGACUUUGAUUUGCUCAGCUCUGUUGGAUGUCACGUUUGUGUGGCCCAUGAUGACCGGUAUUGAGUUCAUUUUUGCAGUUUCAGCCUAUGUUUUCUUAGUACCAAUAAGAAAAAUGCUACUCGCCACAGCUAUUGGGUAUAUGAAUAGACUAUAAAUUCAACUGAAUCCUCCAUUUAAGAGCAGCAUCAGUAUUACUUUGUACAUACAAAUUUCAGUAGUUCCAGUUAUGUGCUCCUUUUCUCUUGAAGAUCAGAAAAGACGCGCAGUUAAAUUGUUGUUAGUUUAUGUUAUUUGCAAGAAAUUCAGAAUUUGAAAACAUGGAUUAUACACUAGAAUAAUUACUAUGUGCCUGAGGAUCAAUAAUACUUAUAUGUCUUUGCUA
Messenger RNA from Lathyrus oleraceus (garden pea), 1457 nucleotides. RefSeq names its product L-ascorbate peroxidase 3. The record is from RefSeq and is a predicted model, not a curated record. The transcript has 9 exons. The coding region runs from base 213 to 1076 and encodes 287 amino acids. Gene Ontology annotation, biological process: response to reactive oxygen species; cellular response to oxidative stress; hydrogen peroxide catabolic process. Lineage: Eukaryota; Viridiplantae; Streptophyta; Magnoliopsida; Fabales; Fabaceae. Gene Ontology annotation, cellular component: chloroplast. Gene Ontology annotation, molecular function: peroxidase activity; heme binding.